AUGUCAAAUCCGUACGAGGCGAAUUGCAUCACGCGACUAUCGGCGUUGAUUUUCUGGGCCUCGCUGUGCGCCACGACGCUUGCUAAGAAGGAUCGGUGCUCUACUACGAUUCCCUUGGGUUUGCCUGUAGACCCAGAAGUGUAUGCGAUGUAUGCUGCGUUCUCCGGGAUGGAUGGACCGGCGACAAUGAAGUCCGUCGAACAAAGGGAAGAGAUCUUGCUGUCUGUAACGACCAAGAUGUCGGCCAGACGCGCUUCAGGAUAG
Messenger RNA from Aspergillus luchuensis, 264 nucleotides. RefSeq lists its product as uncharacterized. The coding region runs from base 1 to 264 and encodes 87 amino acids. NCBI's taxonomy places the organism in Eukaryota, Fungi, Ascomycota, Eurotiomycetes, Eurotiales, Aspergillaceae. The transcript has 2 exons. The record is from RefSeq and is a predicted model, not a curated record.